This is a messenger RNA of Aspergillus novofumigatus IBT 16806, 2119 nucleotides long. Its product is annotated as putative amino acid permease. Gene Ontology annotation, cellular component: membrane. Bases 370 to 2034 code for a protein of 554 amino acids. NCBI's taxonomy places the organism in Eukaryota, Fungi, Ascomycota, Eurotiomycetes, Eurotiales, Aspergillaceae. The record is from RefSeq and is a predicted model, not a curated record. Gene Ontology annotation, molecular function: transmembrane transporter activity. The transcript is spliced from 10 exons. Gene Ontology annotation, biological process: transmembrane transport.
UAGUAGUCCUGGGUAGCGAGUAAGUGAAGACUUUUCUUCCAGGCCCUUGCUCGUUCGGCAAGCAAAAGUUGUCCAUUAGUUCGCGGCAUAUUGGAGGCUUUGAACCCUCCAAAACGAACCAAGGACUUUCUCCUGCAUAUCCUUUUGCCGUUUUAAACUUUUCAUCGCCGCUAACAGUGGGGUUGGCAGUUCCUGGCGGGACGUGCAAAAGAUAUCCACAAAACUCAAAUCAUCUACGAAGAGACGAUAACAUAUCGGAAUUUUUUCGAUCUUGACUUUUCCUUUCUUCUUGUAUUCUUCGAGCCUCAGGAGUGAGGGUUUUGGACACUGUCAAUAUUUGAGGUCUGUCGUCAAGGCGUUACAACAGUCAUGGCUCCCACGACCCAAAACCAUUCAGACCUUCUGGUCGACCCAGAUGAGGUCCCUGUCAUUGGUGAACAAGACAGAAGCGAAACAAGUUCGCAAGAUGAUGCGGCUCUCUUGAAAUCGAUGGGCUACAAGCCAGUGCUUCAUCGAACGUACACUCUCCUUGAGAGCUUUUCGACGACAUUUGCUGCGCUCUACUUCGUUGGUGGAGUUCGUGUGACUUUCAGUACUGGUAUUGCAGCUGGUGGUAAUCUAGCUUAUUGGACGAGCUAUCUGGUUACUAUGGUCUUCACAUUCAUCACCGCCGCGGUCAUCGCGGAAGUAUGCUCUGCGUCCCCGUCUGCAGGCUCAAUCUAUCUGUGGGCUGCCGAAGCUGGCGGUCCUAGAUUUGGAAGACUUCUUGGUUUCACCGUUGCUUGGUGGAGUACCACUGCCUGGACUACCUUUUGCGCCAGUAACACUCAGGCCGCUGUGAACUACAUGCUCUCGGAGUUGACAGUCUUCAACGUCGACUUUCCCACUGACACUAGUGAUGUCAAAUUUCGGGCAGUGCAAUGGAUCUGUACCGAGAUCUUGCUCGCAUUGGCUGCACUGCUCAAUUUCUUGCCUCCCAAAUACUUCCGAUUCGUCUUCUACCUAUCGUCCUCGAUGGUCUUGCUGGACUUCGUGCUGAACAUCAUCUGGCUUCCGAUCGGCGCUCACGACACCUGGGGCUUCCGGUCUGCCCACGAAGCCUUCAUGUCCACCUACAACGGUACCGGGGCCCCGCCAGCCUGGAACUGGUGUCUUUCCUACCUGGCAACUGCAGGUAUUCUGAUUGGAUUUGAUGCCUCGGGUCACGUCGCGGAAGAGACCAAGAACGCAUCUGUCACAGCCGCUCGUGGUAUCUUCUGGAGUACAGUCGCAAGUGGAGUCGGCGGAUUGGCGACUAUCAUCCUUUUCCUCUUCUGCGCGCCGGACGCCGAUACACUCUUCUCAUUCGGCUCUCCCCAGCCUUUUGUGUCUCUAUACGCCGUUGUCCUCGGCAAAGGCGGCCACGUCUUCAUGAACAUUAUCUGCAUUGUAGCUCUGUGGCUUAACACAGCCAUCGCCAUCGUCGCCGCCUCGCGUCUCGUCUUCGCCGUCGCCCGUGACGGAGUCCUCCCCUUCUCCGGCUGGGUCUCCCGCGUCCACAACGGCCAGCCCCGCAACGCCGUCGUCGUCGUCUGGACCGUCGCCGCCCUCGUCACCUGUACCCUCCUCCCAUCAAGCGUGGCUUUCACAUCCCUCGUCUCCGCAGCCGGUGUCCCCAGCGCCGCCGCAUACGGUCUCAUCUGCCUCGGCCGCCUCCUCUGCACGCCCAAGCGCUUCCCCAAGCCAAAGUGGAGUCUGGGCCGCCUAAGCAAGCCCUUCCAGUUCAUCGGCGUCUUCUGGAACGCCUGGGUCGUUGCCAUCCUGUUCUCUCCAUACGCGUUUCCCGUGACGGGGGAGAAUCUCAACUAUGCCCCCAUCAUCAUGGCAGGCGUGACGAUCCUCGCUCUCAUCUCGUACUUCGUCAUGCCUGAGGACGCCUGGUUACCCCGGAACCGUAUCUCGCAUUUCAUUGACAGCAAGGGUGCCGUCUCCGAGACGGUAGAGGAGGUCGGUUCGUCAAGAAGGGAACAACAUGAGGGAACUGCGUCUCAGUGAAAAAAGUACCUAUUUGAACGGGGUCGACUGUACAUUAUCCAAAAAGUAGUAUAUACUCCUAUUUAGCCCUCAUUUUGGUUGGCUG